Molecule: messenger RNA, 909 nt
Organism: Lodderomyces margitis
Lineage: Eukaryota; Fungi; Ascomycota; Pichiomycetes; Serinales; Debaryomycetaceae
Product: thiamine transporter
Exons: 1
Coding region: 1-909 (302 amino acids)
Biological process (GO): thiamine pyrophosphate transmembrane transport
Cellular component (GO): mitochondrial inner membrane
Molecular function (GO): thiamine transmembrane transporter activity
Source: RefSeq, a predicted model, not a curated record
AUGCGUGGUGAGCAAAGAGAGGACCAUUUAAAGAAAGGAUCAAAUGUCUCACCAUAUGAGGCUUUGUUUGCUGGGUCGAUCGCGGGUGGUGUAUCUAGAGCAAUCACAGCUCCUCUAGACACCAUCAAGAUACGACUACAGUUGGAGACGAGAGGUUUUCAUCAAAGGCUGUCUAUUGCCACGGUAGUCAAGAGCUUACUUAGAAAUGAGGGGGUGAUUGCCUUGUGGAAGGGAAAUGUACCUGCCGAAAUUCUAUACAUAUUGUAUGGUGGAGUUCAAUUCACAUCGUACUCUAUCUUGAGUACCAACCUUUCUCGACUUGAACAGCAUUACCAAAUCAAUUUAUCACCAGCAACACACUCGAUGGUAGUCGGAGCAGGCGCAGGAUUGGCAAGCACAUUAGCAACGUAUCCGUUUGACUUGCUACGCACAAGAUUAGUAGCAAAUAGGACAAGAGAUCUUAUUUCCAUGCGAAGUACAAUUGGGCAAAUUCUCAAAGCCGAAGGAAUCAGUGGGAUGUUUACUGGGAUCAAACCAGCCAUAAUUUCAGUUGCUUCAACUACUGGACUUAUGUUUUGGUCAUACGAGCUAGCGAGAUCAUUGUCGCAGGAAUACAAAAAUAUCCCAUUCAUAGAGGGUAUUUGUGGAUUCAUAGCUGGUGUGACAUCAAAAGGGAUUACAUUCCCACUCGACACUUUGAGAAAGAGAUGCCAAGUGUAUUCUAUUGUACAUGGUACCAGAUCUGUAGGAGCGUUGCGUCUUUUCUUUGAUAUAAUUAGACAAGAGGGUGUUUUUGGUCUUUACAGAGGUUAUAGUGUUAGUAUAUUGAAGACGGCUCCUACUAGUGCAUUAUCGUUGUGGAUCUACGAGUAUGCCAUUUCCUUUAUGAAAUCGACUCCAUUUCAUUAA